GAAAUGGAUUGGUUCUUAGGCAUCCUUUUUGGCGGAAAAAAUGAAUUUAGAUGAGAGCAUUGAACAGAUAUCGUCUAUGUGUCCAUCUUUUACUUAUGAUGAAAUCAAAAGCGACUUGUCUGUAAAAAAUGAUGUUGAACUGACAGUGAAUCGAUUACUUGAUAAGUCCAUAACAAAUGGAGCUGAUGUAAAAUCAGCAAUGGAUUUCAGCAGUGAUGACGAAGAAUUACCACAAAUAUACAAACCCUCCAGUUUAUCUGCCAGGGCUACUACAAACCAGACAGGUCCACCAUCAACAAAUAAAAGCUCCCUGCAGGUUUCCAUUAUUAUAGACAGCGAUGAAGAUGUUGAAGUUACCGGUACCCGUGGACCAUCCAGUGGACUCGGGCAAGUGAAUCAUAGCAUGUCGGAAAGCUCAGAAGAUGAAAUCUGUUUGCCAUCACUUAGAGACAGAAUAUUAAGUAGUGUGUCCAGUAGUAAAUCCAUUUCAUCAUCAGAAACAAUCACAUCUAUGAAACAAAAACUUUUAUCUGAAAAUAAAUGUGACAGAACUGCCAUUAAUCAUCUAAACUCAGGAAGCAUGUACAGUAAAGGUCUCUCUUCCAUUAAUGGAUAUUCAAGUUCAUUAGCAUGUUCCGAGGAAACUGUUUUCAGUGAUGGAUCAAUUAGCACAAACAAUUUUGAUUCCAAUUUGGACUUGACCAAAAAAAAAAGAACAAGGGAGGAAAUUGCAGCCUUAAAAAAUGAAGCCAAGAUGCGGAAAAUGAAUAACAAGAAAGCUAGAGAAGAAAAGGCAUUGUCAAAAGAGCUAGAAAAGCAAAGAAAAGAACAGAUACGCAUUGCUGAAAGCGAAAGAAAGAAACAAAUGGGAGGAUCUAAGGACUGUUUGCAGUACUUGAUUUUGAUGUUGGAUACCCGAAUUGUGAACUCUGGAGGGCAUGGAGUGGCCAUAUUUAAGGCUUGUGAAGCACUGGGGAUACAGUACAUCACUAAAGAACAGACUGUACCAUUCAGUAUCACAUGGAACAGACAAGUCACCAGUAUUAAUGUAUCCAUGGAAAAUCAGGUUGAAACUGUGAAAUCCGAGCAGACGGAGGAAGAUGUCCUUGUGUUACUCCCAGUCGCUGACUUUGUUAAUUUUGUACAGAAUCAUAAAAAGUGUGGCAGUGAAUUAGGAGGCGAACCAACUCUAACAAAUUAUGUACAGACUGUCAAACAGCAUUUACCUAAUUCUAUUUUAUCAUUUGUCGUCAUAGGGAUGGAAAAAUAUUUUAGGGAUCAGAAAACUAAGGUACAAAGGAAGCACAGAGCAGCAGUGUUAUCCAGUGUGAGGGUGACUCCGUGUACAGACAGUGACCAGGGGAGUGUUCAUCGUCUGGAUGUCGAAGAGGCCAUUACAGACAACCAGCUUCAGACAGAUGUGAUGGUGUAUUUGUUGGAGACCUCAGAGGAACUGGCAGAGUUUGUACGCACCUUCUCCAAGGCCGUAGCAGAGAAACCUGCAAAGAAAGAUCGAUUACAGACAGCUUUCUUUGAUGAUGGUGUAUCUACAGUGAAAGUUGACAAGAAUGGACAAGGUCUUCUGAAGGUUUGGAAGCAACAGCUGCUGCAGUUUAAGAACAUCAGUCCUGACAUUGCUGAUGCUAUUGUACAGGCCUACCCUUCCCCUCACUCACUGAUGGAGGCAUACAGAAAAUGCAAUGAUUCAAAUGAACAAGAAAAAUUAUUGGAAAAUAUUGUGGUAAGACGAGGAGCUGGUGUGUUGGAGACGUCACGCAGAGUGGGGAAGGAGAUGUCACGGAGAAUCUGCACUUUCAUGACCAGUUCUAAUCCUAACGAAGUUAUCAACUGACUGCAGCUUGUUUUUGCAGCAAUCCUCUCUUGUUUUAAUUAUGUCUCCUCUUUCAAAGGGGAGACAUAUUGUUUUUGUCGAUUUUCUUAUUCUUAUUCUUCAUAUUCUUCUUAUUCUUCUUCAUCCAAAUUUGUCCAGGCCGUAACUUAAAUACCCUUUGACAUUAAGACUUCAAAUUUGGAACAUAAGUAGAUGGUAUUGAGAAGGAGUGCACGCCACCAAAAGUUUUGACCUUGACCUAUUUUGUUUUUCAAGGUCAAGCUUUUCAUAAAAAACAUUGUUCGGACCAUAACACAAGACUCCUUUAACUUACAGACUUUUAACUUGUAUCAUAGAUAGAUGGUAUAUAACCUAGUUGAACCUUACCAAAAAUUUUGACCUUGACCUAGAAUUAUUAUUUCAAGGUCAUAUUAGAAAAAACUUCAUUGUUCAACUUCUGAAUAUACUUUGACAGAAGGACUUCAAACUUUAAACAAAGAACAAUAAUAAUACACUUAGGUGUACUAUUGAAUAAUAUUUGACCUUGACCUUGUUUUACUCAAGGUCAAAUUAAGAAAAAAAUUAUAAAAUUUUGUCUGGGUCAUAACUUUAAUACCCUUUGACAUUAAGACUUCAAACUUAGAACAUAGGUAGAUGGUAUUGAGAAGGAGUGCACACUUCCAAAAGUUUUGACCUUGACUUAUUUUGCUCCUCAAGGUCAAGCUUUUUAUAAAAAAUAUUGUCCGGACCAUAACACAAGACUCUUUUAACAUACAGACUUUUAACUUGUAUCAUAGAUAGAUGGUAUAUAACCUAGUUGAACCUUACCAAAAAUUUUGACCUUGACCUAGAAUUUUUAUUUCAAGGUCAUAUUAGAAAAAACUUCAUUGUUCAACUCCUGAAUAUACUUUAACAGAAGGACUUCAAACUUUGAACAAAGAACAAUAAUAAUACACUUAGGUGUACUAUUGAAUAAUAUUUGACCUUGACCUUGUUUUACUCAAGGUCAAAUUAAGAAAAAAAUAAUAAAAUUUUUGUCUGGAUCAUAACUUUAAUACCCUUUGACUUUAAGACUUCAAACUUGAAAAUAAGGUAGAUGGUAAUGAGAAGGAGUGCACGUCACCAAAAGUUUUGAUCUUGACCUAUUUUGCUCUUCAAGGUAAAUCUUUUCAUAAAAAAUAUUGUUCAGACCAUAACACAUGACUCCUUUAACAUACAGACUUUUAACUUGUAUCAUAGAUAGAUGGUAUAUAACCUAGUUGAAUCUUACCAAAAAAAUUGACCUUGACCUAAAAUUUUUAUUUCAAGGUCAAAUUAGAAAAAAACUUCAUUGUUCAACUCCUGAAUAUACUUUGACAGAAGGACUUCAAACUUUGAACAAAGAACAAUAAUAAUACACUUAGGUGUACUAUUGAUUUAUAUAUGACCUUGACCAUAUUUUACUCAAGGUCAAAUUAAUUUUGUCUAAGUCUGGGUAACAUAUAGCUGACAUCAUUCUUUUUCAAUUGUUAAAUUUGCCCCAUAUAACAAUCCUUGGGGAGAAGGGGAGACAUGUGUUUUUUUUAUAAAAAAAACAAUACCCACUAGUUACCUGUUGUUAUUAUUAUUAAAGGGUGUAUUUUAAAAAAUCAUUUGAACAAUUAAUUGUGUUUUAUCCUUCACUAUGUCAGUGCAUUUGACUUGUAGAGUCAAUGAAAUUUUGUAUUUGUCUUUGUUGAUUAAACACAAUUUACUAGUAUUCAAAAGUGACCAGUCAUGAGUAACUUUUAGAAGAAACCAUUUUAGAAUAAGAUUACUUGAACGAUCACGUGCAUUAAGGUUUCCAGUUUAGAAGCUUGAUUAUUUGGUAAAUUGAAAAAAACUUGCAAUGUAUUUAAAAUAGAUUUUUCCUUGCAUCACAGACAAUAAAUUGAGAACAAUAAAGUAAAAAGUUAGAUUUA
Molecule: messenger RNA, 3771 nt
Organism: Magallana angulata
Lineage: Eukaryota; Metazoa; Mollusca; Bivalvia; Ostreida; Ostreidae
Product: crossover junction endonuclease EME1-like
Exons: 11
Coding region: 41-1852 (603 amino acids)
Biological process (GO): double-strand break repair; replication fork processing; mitotic intra-S DNA damage checkpoint signaling
Cellular component (GO): Holliday junction resolvase complex; nucleus
Molecular function (GO): nuclease activity; ubiquitin binding; DNA binding
Source: RefSeq, a predicted model, not a curated record